Erpetoichthys calabaricus (reedfish) is the source of this 3123-nucleotide messenger RNA. Its product is annotated as extended synaptotagmin-2-A-like. Bases 142 to 1926 code for a protein of 594 amino acids. Lineage: Eukaryota; Metazoa; Chordata; Cladistia; Polypteriformes; Polypteridae. Gene Ontology annotation, molecular function: lipid binding. The record is from RefSeq and is a predicted model, not a curated record. The transcript has 16 exons. Gene Ontology annotation, biological process: lipid transport.
CAACAAGAGACUGUAUGCUCGAAAAAGACUAUAAAAGCUUCUGCACUAUGUUCUUUUAAUCCACUGUGUGUAUGUGUGUAUGUUCUAAUCCUGAAGAUGAGUUCUUUUACGUGAAUAAUUGAAGCCGACUUCACUCAGCACAUGGAUUCCUUUAUUGUUUUAAUGUUUUUUGUCAUUAUUGUUGGUGCUGUCGUUGGAAAAUUAAGUAAUUUCUGGGGUCCUUACCAACAUUUGAUGUGCACCAAGGAAAAGCGAUUGCUUAAAGAAAACUUGGAAAAGAAAGACGCAGAGUUGCGUGGCCUGCGUCGGCACUUCAGACGUUUUUCAAAAGCUGUGAAGAAGUUUGAUGAAAUAAAGACAUGGUCAGACAUGGUUGUUUCAGAACUUACUGAGUUACAUAAUGAUAUUAGUGAGAUUGUAACUGGGGCACCAAAUGAGAAUUCCCAUGAUGUUCGUGCACACAGGUAUAUCGCCAAAUUUGAUGCAUUCGGCGUUGGAAUGGAUUUGCUAAAAGUUAAGGUGGUGAAUCUGAGAGAGGAAACUGAGCAUCUUCAUAAAGAACUUAGUGACUUGCUGAGAGAGAAACUCAUGCUUUCAGUAAAGGAACCAACAGGCAAAGUCUCAAAGAAUAGCAGUGAAGAGAAAAAAGCAGAGGAACCUGUACCACGUCAGGAGGAGAAGACGCCAGGGCUAGAGGGACCCUUAGAAACUCAAACUACUUUGAAUGCGACUGAACCAGAGAUACAGAAGCCCUCAACCGCAUCCCGAUGCCAAGCUUUGCUGCACAUUGUAUGUCCACUGUGGGUGGUGUAUGUAAUUGGAUACUUUGGCUGCAGUUUUCUGUGGGUCAUUGUAGUGGUCAUUGUAAAACUGCAGUAUUCCUGGAGGAAGGAAGACCGGGAGCAGCAGCAGCAACAAGCCCUACAAGAUGAAAAUCUGUCUGAUGGGCAGCCUUCUUGGGUUGCUGUCCCUGAUCUUGAGAAGUCAAAAUGGUUUAACAAGAUUUUAAAGCAAGCGUGGCCAUCAUCAUGCCGCUACUUAGAGAAGAUGAUUGUGGAUAGUGUCACUUCACAUCUGACAGAUAACAAGUUCCUGAAAAUGCUGAGAUUCACAAGGUUUAGCCUUGGAGAUAAGCCACCACAUGUGAUUGGUGUGAAAGGGUACAACCCAAAUAAAGACCAAGUGAUACUGGACCUCUAUUUAAGCUAUGUAGCAAACAUUGAUGCCAAGCUGGAAAUCCCAGGGGUCAUGUCAGCUGGGGCCAAAGCUAUUCAGUUUCAAGCAAUACUUCGUGUCUUCAUGAAUUUUAUUGGCCAUCUUCCAAUACUUCGGGGAAUGAGCAUAAGCUUUGUAAAGAAACCUAAGCUGGAUAUUGACUGGACUGGAAUCACAAAUGUGCUGGAUAUGCCAUUGUUUAACACAUACUUUGAGGAACAGAUAAUGGACCUCAUUGCACAGUACUAUUUACUUCCAAAGAGAUAUGCACUCUAUCUUGCUCAAGGUGUGACAGAAGAGGAGCUGAUGGGCCCAGCACUUGAGGUUAUCCUGAGAAUCCACUUGCUGGAGGCACAGGAUCUUAUUGCAAAGGACAACUUGAUGAGGGGGCUAAUCAAAGGAAAAUCUGAUCCAUAUGCAAAAAUACAAGUGGCCAACCAAUAUUUCAAAAGCAGGGUCAUUGACAACAAUUUGUCCCCAAAGUGGAACGAAGUGUAUGAGGCUACUAUAUAUGAUGUUGAAGAUGAAAAUCUAGAGAUAGAUAUUUUUGAUAAGGACCUCAACAAGGACGACUUCAUUGGAAGGAUGAGUAUCAGCUUAGAAGAAAUAAAGGAAAGAAAAGUUAUUGAUCAGUGGUUUAAAUUGGAAAAUGUACCCAGUGGGCAACUCCAUCUGCAACUGGAAUGGCUAACAAAACCUGCAGAAUCAUGAUAAGUUCCAAGAACAUGCUGUCAGGUCGCUUGACAUCUGUGAAUUGCCCUGGAAGUGAGACUGUGUAUAAUUAACUUGUAAGCACCCUGCAGUGGUCUGGCCUGUCUUUUAUCUCUUAUCGACAUAAGCUGUGAUUACCCCAUGACACUGCAUUGGAUUACACAGGAAUACCAUGAAAAAGCAUCUGGGUGCAACAAUAGAAAUGAAACCGAUGAGUGCCAUGGUGAACCAAGAGGAUGGAGUUGAGUAAAACCCUAUUCUGGACAAUGUGCCAUACAGAGAGCACUCUAACUGAAUAUGGAUAAGAUAACGUUGGUUCCAGAUAGAGUGAUGUAUCGGAUGUGUUGGUACCAAGAAAGGAAACAUGAUUUACAAUAGACAUCACAACUGGAGAUGAUGAACUACAUUCACAGAAGACCAAACAAACCUAAGAAAUAGUAAAGGUGAAGGAAGAAUGCUCCUGUCUGCAUGCAUCAAGAGUCUCUUUUGGUGUAGAAUUUUACAACCACAAUAUAAAGUACAUUUUUAAAAAUACAUUUUUGACCUGGGCAAUGCAUUCAACUCCACACAGGGACUGAUAUAUUAACCUAGGAAGCUGUGAUAUUCCCCCAAAAAUCAGCUAAUCUCUUAGCAUUGCUGUAUCAUAAUACUUCAUAAUGAAGUUUGAUUUUGCAUGUAAUCUGUGUUCAUGGUGGUUUCAUCCUGCAAUUUUAAAAUCAUGCUGUCAGAUCAAUUGAAUACAUUGGGUUGCUUAAAGGUGUGACAUUUAGUAUAUUUAUGUAUGCCAUGCAAAUCUGUGUAACCUCCACAACACUUUUUUGUUUUGCACCAAUUACUGACAAGUUGCCCUACACCUUCAUCAUCAUCCACUGCCUGCAAACAUGAAUUUGAUUAAGUGCUUGAGAAGUGUUGACUUUGCCAAUCUGAUGUCUUUGAAAAUUCAUACAUUUACUUUCAAGUUAGGUUCAUGUACAUUCACCCAGCUGUGGACAAGAUGCUGUACAUUACAGGGCACACUCACAUGCAGGCACAACUGGCUAGUUUAAAGACAGAUGCAGUAAUUGAGUAAAAAGCAAAAAAUUUGCAAAGACAGUGGACAGGCUGUAGAAUUGUGGGAUUUGAAAAAAGGAGACUCUGGAACUAGUACGAACCACUGUUCUGUCCUUUUAAUUAAUAACAGUAAUAACAGGGCGGAGU